UCGCAAGAUGGCGUCCGCCACCCAGAACGGGAGCCGCCAUGUUGCCCUCCACAAAGCUUCCCUGUACGGAAAGGCACCAGCCCGGGAGCCUCGGGCUUGGCUCUUGGACAGGAAGCGGGACUGUUCGCCUUCAUGGAUGUGACAGGCGUGCCCUAUAAGCCAUAUUAGGCGUUUCGAGGCCAGGCAUCUGCCCUUUUGGAAGAGGGUAGAAAAUGAUGCAGUCCCAGAUUAUUCAGUUCCCAAACCAGAUGUCAUCUCCAAGCUGGAACAAGGAGAAGAUCCAUGGACCAUACAGAAAAACAUAUCAUAUUGGAUCUAUCCAGAUGGAAAUCGGGCACAUCAGAGACAAGAUUGGUUAUUUGCUUGCAUUAAUGGGCUCGCUUGUCUCAACUGCAGCUUCUGAUGAACACAGUGAUUUGCUCUGCUGCGUUAAGGAGUACUUCAAGAACUUUAGUCAAAAAAGUGCAAUCAUCUCUCAGGAAACAAGCAAUUCAGUUCAGUUGUGCCUGGCAAAAGGAGACAUUCAAGGUGCAUGCUCCAUAAUCAGGAAUGCAUUAAAAGAUAUUGAUAAGCUCCCACUCAGCAUCGCUGUGACUGGGGAGACGGGGUCAGGGAAGUCCAGUUUGGUGAACUCCCUGAGAGGGGUUGGACAUGAAGAAGAAGAUGCAGCCCCCACUGGGGCAGAGGAGACAACCAUGGAGAGAAGGCCAUACAAACAUCCAAGGUUUCCCAGUGUGACAAUAUGGGACCUACCUGGCAUUGGAACCGUUACUUUCCAGCCAAAAGAUUAUCUGAAGAAUGUCAAAUUUGCCGAGUAUGACUUCUUUAUUAUUGUUUGUGCAACACGCUUCAAGAAAAGUGACAUAGACCUGGCGAAGGCGAUCAAAGCUAUGAAGAAGAAUUUCUACUUUGUGAGAACCAAGGUGGACAUUGAUUUACAAAAUGAACAAACAGCUAAACCAAAUAGUUUUGACAGGGAAGAAGUCUGGAAAAAGAUUAGAGACACAGCUCAGCAGGAAUUUCGCAGGCAUAAUAUUGAUGCCAAAAUCUUCCUAAUAUCCAGCUUGAAGUUGUCUGAGUUUGAUUUCCCAAUCCUGAUGGACACCCUGCUAGAGGGUCUUAAUGCUCAAAAGCAUUACAUAUUCACACUUUUCCUGCCGAAUAUUACUGAGGCUGCCAUUGACAAAAAGAGAGACUCCCUGAAGCAGAUUGUCUGGCUAGAAGCCAUGAAGGCUGGGCUUCUGGCUACCUUGCCUGUGGUGAGCAUCAUUCAAGACCAAGAUGUGAAGAAACUGAAGAAGAGCCUUCACCAGUAUCAAUUGCAGCUUGGAGUGGAUGAUUUAUCUCUACAGAGUUUGGCUAAAGAUUUGAAAGUGCCUGUGAAAGAACUCCAAAAGAUCCUUAUAUCUCCUCAUUUGUUUGACACUGAGGAGAACCAAACAAUAGAGGAAAAACUUAGGAGGUAUUUAGAGGUAUUCAUUUCAGCCAUUGGUGGUCCUCCAGCUAUGUGGUUACACUUUGAGAAAGUUUACCUCUUGCAGGAGUAUUUCCUUGACAUAGUGGCUGCCGAUGCUAAAGCUCUCCUUAAAAUGUCAUAUUUGAAAAACUAAUUGACUUCCAAAUAGACUAAAAUCCUCUGGAUUUUUAAAUCCAGAUUCCUAGAGAAAAGUAGGAUAGUGCAUGUUUGCCAGCUCGCAUGCUGAGUUUCCUGAGGCCAUCCAAGC
Ochotona princeps (American pika) is the source of this 1724-nucleotide messenger RNA. RefSeq names its product interferon-gamma-inducible GTPase 10-like. The transcript is spliced from 4 exons. Bases 213 to 1610 code for a protein of 465 amino acids. Gene Ontology annotation, biological process: defense response; cellular response to interferon-beta. NCBI's taxonomy places the organism in Eukaryota, Metazoa, Chordata, Mammalia, Lagomorpha, Ochotonidae. The record is from RefSeq and is a predicted model, not a curated record. Gene Ontology annotation, cellular component: endoplasmic reticulum membrane. Gene Ontology annotation, molecular function: GTPase activity; GTP binding.